AGCCAAGUGAGACAGAAGCUGGCAGAUGGCAUCUGAUCACUUCCUGUGAACACAUUAGAAGAGAGGGAGAAGAGCUACUUAAGCUAAGCAACAGUUCUGGCAGAACAAAUGCCUAUAAAUAGAAGGGGAUAAGUUUGAGAUGGAAAUUCAAAGAAAGUUUCUUCUCAUCAACUGUUGAACAGUUGAGCAGUCUUCCAAGAUGAGUCAAGGUUGAGAAAGACCUGGUACAUAAGGUUGCCAGAUGGAUGCCAGAGACAAGCAGCUUUUACGCUCCCUGCGCCUGGAGCUCUGCACAGAAGUGCUGGUGGAUGGACUUGUUAUUCAGUAUCUCUACCAAGAGGGGAUUCUCACGGACAGUCAUGUUCAAGAAAUAAAAGCCCAAACCACUAGCCAGAGGAAGACCAUGAUGCUCCUUGAUAUUCUCCCUACUAGAGGACCCAAAGCUUUUGAUGCAUUCUUGGAUUCCUUACAGGAGUUCCCGUGGGUUAAGGACAAGCUGAUGCUGAAGCGGAAGGAAAUGACAAUACAAGAUCCUUCAGACAUAACUGAAGUUGCACCAUGCAUUUUGAAGAUGUCACCGACAGAUCAGCAGUUGAACAAGCUGGCGAGGAGGCUGGGACCUGAAUGGGAGCAUAUAGUUUUGUGCUUGGGUUUGUCCCAUACUGACAUCUAUCGAUGUAAAGUCAAUCACCCUCACAACCUGCAGUCUCAGAUCGUAGCUGCAUUUGUCCUGUGGAAACAGCGUUUGGGGAAAAAAGCGACAAUUCAAAGACUGCACGCCAGUCUGAUGGCAGAGGAAGUGGAUCCUUCGGUGAUACAGUACAUGCUUGAGUGAAGACAUGCUAUUUAUUCAGUGCUUCCACACAUUUCAUUAAAUUAAGUGAAGAGGAUGGAAAUGUAUGUUGAAGAUCGGAUGUCUCAAACUGUAAAAAAACUGAAGUUGGGAUCUGUGAUUUUAUUAAGCUUAAACAUUCCAGUUUUCUGUGACAUCUUAUGACUUGUAAUUCUUUUCAUGCCAGAUUAAUUUUUAGCAGACAUUAAAAAAUGGAUCACUC
This is a messenger RNA of Pseudopodoces humilis (Tibetan ground-tit), 1055 nucleotides long. It is a transcript of the gene CRADD, whose product is annotated as CARD and death domain containing adaptor protein. Gene Ontology annotation, molecular function: death domain binding; protease binding. Gene Ontology annotation, biological process: cellular response to mechanical stimulus; positive regulation of apoptotic signaling pathway. The record is from RefSeq and is a predicted model, not a curated record. NCBI's taxonomy places the organism in Eukaryota, Metazoa, Chordata, Aves, Passeriformes, Paridae. Gene Ontology annotation, cellular component: cytoplasm.